UCGCCAGGGCACAAUACUGACGAGUGUUUGAAUUUGUUGGCCGCAUUGUUGCGUUUAAUCGGCCAUCCGCAGCUUAGAAAAUUUUAUCGUAAUACUGAUCCUCAGAGACGAGGUCCUGGACGCCAGAUCGAACCCUUUGAUGAUGAAGAUGAUGAGGAAGACCGAGGUGCUAUGACAAAACGCAUCCGACAGGGAGAUAAGGAAGUAUUCAUGUUUACCUCGGAGACGUCUGAUUCUAACUCUGCUGGAACUUCCCGAGGACAUAAACGAGAUAGGUCUCCUGAACCGAUGCAAAUCACUGUUUACCGGGUCAAUACCAACAACCCCCGGAGUACGUUGUCCCGUCGACAGGUCAAGGCAUAUGCCCGACAAGCGCACAACUCCGGCAAACAGGUUUACACUACCGAUUUGAGAGAUAUUCUCAACAAUCGGAAUUGCCCCAUAACCUUUAAUAUGGAGGAUGCUAAUCAUUUCGCUCAUCCUCAUUCCGACGCACUGGUUAUUACCGUCCCUAUAUGCGGUAUUCCUGUUCAUCGUGUCAUGGUGGACACUGGGGCCUAUUCAAGUAUCUUGAUGUUGAAAGCUUUUGACAAGAUGGGCCUUGACCCCGCCGAAAUCCGUCCUUGCAACGAUCAAAUCCAAGGGUUUAAUGGCAGUAUUUCAAAGCCCAUCGGAGAAAUUACUUUACCUGUCAGAUUUGGCACCUCGGAGAAUGUCACCAAACUCGUCAUGGAAACUUUUAAGGUUAUGGAUAUUAAUAAUGAGUACAACGCCAUCAUCGGCAGAACGGCAUUGUACAAACUUCGAGCUGCAGUUUCUAUCUUUCACUAUGCAUUAAAGUUCCCGACAACCCGGGGAGAAGGAACCCACUUCGGAGAUCAAAGAGAAGCUCGACAACUUGUUACGUUUAUCCCAUCCAAUGGAGUUCAUUCAACUUCAAUGGGUAAUAAUGAAGCCUCCCCACAGCAGCACGCUCCAGACAAUGCGGUGACUGAAGAACCAAAAAAUCACGUCGGCGAUCCUUCCACCUCGGAUUCUUUAACCGAAGACCGAGGUCGCCGACCUGGAAAGGAGCCACUUCUUGAAGAAGACGAGUUGGACCCCAGAGCAUUGUUUAAAGAAAAAAGUCGAGCUGAUCGAGCCGAACCUGGAGAAGACGUGGAAUUGGUCUAUAUCGAUGAACCAGUCUUCCACAAGUCAUUACGCAUCGGAAGUCAUCUCCAGGAACCACUUCGGUCAGAACUUAUCUCGUUUCUCAAACAGAAUUCUGAUGUUUUUGCCUGGAAGCACGAGGAUAUGAAGGGCAUCGACCCCGGUGUCGCUAGCCACAAACUAAACCUCGAUCGAACAGUCCGGCCUGUUGUGCAAAAGAGAAGGAAAUUGGGGCCGGAUCGUCAGAAGGCAUUGGAAGAAGAAGUCAAAAAACUCAUCGACAAUAAGUUCAUCAAGGAAGCCAAAUACCUGACGUGGGUCUCAAAUCCUGUUCUUGUCAAGAAGAGCAACGGGUUGUGGAGAUUGUGUAUUGAUUUUUCCGACCUCAACAAGGCGUGCCCAAAAGACAGUUAUCCACUUCCCCAUAUAGAUUAUAUGGUUGAUGCCACGUCCGGACAUGAGUUGAUGAGUUUCAUGGACGCUUACUCCGGCUACAGCCAGAUUCCUAUGGAUCCCGAGGACUCUGAACACACUUCAUUCUAUUCGGCCCGAGGUCUGUAUUGUUACACUAGGAUGCCGUUCGGAUUAAAGAACGCCGGAGCCACGUAUCAACGUCUUGUCAACAAAAUGUUCGCAACACUGAUCGGUCACACUAUGGAAGUUUAUGUCGAUGACAUGCUCGUCAAGUCGGUGCACGCAUCUGAUCAUAUAACACAUCUUCGAGACAUGUUCGCCAUCUUCCGAUCUUAUUCCAUGGUGUUGAACCCUAAGAAAUGCACUUUUGGAGUUGAAUCCGGAAAGUUUCUGGGCUAUAUGGUUAGCCAGCGCGGAAUUGAAGCCAAUCCAGCCAAAAUAAAGGUCGUUCAGGAUCUAACUCCCCCAACCUCGGUCAAGGGUGUUCAGGCCCUAACUGGCCGACUUGCUGCACUCAACCGGUUCAUCUCCAAGUCUACAGAUCGUUGUAAGCCGUUUUUCGAAGCAAUCAAGAAAGGGAAACGUUUUGAAUGGACUGAAGAAUGCCAAAAAGCUCUUGACAGUAUCAAGGAGACGUUGGUCUCUCCCCCAACUUUGCAAAAGCCGAAACCCGAGGAAAUGUUGUUCUUAUACCUCGGAGUCAGUGAAUCUGCCAUUAGCGCUGUUUUGAUACGCGAAGAGGGAUUGACGCAAUCACCUAUCUAUUACGUCAGCAAAGCCUUGCACGACGCCGAACUACGUUAUCCUCCGAUGGAAAAGUUAACGUUUGCGCUUGUGAUGGCAGCCCGGAAAUUACGACCAUACUUUCAAGAGCAUUCUAUAACUGUUCGCACUUCGUAUCCACUUCGGCAAAUCCUACAACGACCUGACACCUCGGGACGCAUGGUUAAAUGGGCCAUUGAGCUCGGACAAUUCGACAUCCAUUAUCAACCGAGGACCGCAAUCAAGGCUCAAGCCUUAUCUGACUUUAUCGCCGAGUUUACCCCGGCCGUCACAGUUCAUUAUAAUAAUCAACCAUGGGUCCUCUAUAUUGAUGGCUCCUCAAUAGCUAACCGAGCAGGUGCAGGGAUAGUCCUAGCUGAUCCAGAAAAUCGGUUAUUCU
Molecule: messenger RNA, 2728 nt
Organism: Striga hermonthica
Lineage: Eukaryota; Viridiplantae; Streptophyta; Magnoliopsida; Lamiales; Orobanchaceae
Source: the annotation of a GenBank genome assembly